AUGAUUGGGAAACAGGACAGUGACCACCAGAACAGUGACCACCAGAACAGUGACCACCAAAACAGUGACCACCAAAACAGUGACCACCAAAACAGUGACGACGAGAGCAGUGACCACCAGAAGAGUGACCACCAGAACAGUGACGAGGAGAGCAGUGACCACCAGAACAGUGACCACCAGAGCAGUGACCACCAGAACAGUGACGACGAGAGCAGUGACCACAAGAACAGUGACCACCAGAGCAGUGACCACCAGAACAGUGACGACGAGAGCAGUGACCACCAGAACAGUGACCACCAGAACAGUGACCACCAAAACAGUGACGACGAGAGCAGUGACCACCAGAACAGUGACCACCAAAACAGUGACGACGAGAGCAGUGACCACCAGAACAGUGACCACCAGAACAGUGACGACGAGAACAGUGACCACCAGAACAGUGACGACGAGAGCAGUGACCACCAGAACAGUGACCACCAGAGCAGUGACCACCAGAACAGUGACCACCAGAACAGUGACCACCAGAACAGUGACCACCAGAACAGUGACAACCAGAACAGUGACCACCAGAACAGUGACCACCAGAGCAGUGACCACCAGAACAGUGACGACGAGAGCAGUGACCACCAGAACAGUGACCACCAGAACAGUGACGACGAGAGCAGUGACCACCAGAACAGUGACCACCAGAACAGUGACGACGAGAGCAGUGACCACCAGAGCAGCAUACACACGUGA
Procambarus clarkii (red swamp crayfish) is the source of this 738-nucleotide messenger RNA. The record is from RefSeq and is a predicted model, not a curated record. Lineage: Eukaryota; Metazoa; Arthropoda; Malacostraca; Decapoda; Cambaridae.